Molecule: messenger RNA, 520 nt
Organism: Cryptococcus amylolentus CBS 6039
Lineage: Eukaryota; Fungi; Basidiomycota; Tremellomycetes; Tremellales; Cryptococcaceae
Product: transcription elongation factor SPT4
Exons: 3
Coding region: 75-416 (113 amino acids)
Biological process (GO): regulation of transcription elongation by RNA polymerase II; positive regulation of DNA-templated transcription, elongation; chromatin organization
Cellular component (GO): DSIF complex; nucleus
Molecular function (GO): zinc ion binding; RNA polymerase II complex binding
Source: RefSeq, a predicted model, not a curated record
CCAGCACUUUAUAAACGCAUUCCCCUUGAAUCUCUUGUGCCAACUGCACCACAAAUUAAAAGAACCAAACCAACAUGCCCCCCAAGAGCGGAAAAGCCGAACUCCGAGCAUGCCUUGUAUGCUCCAUCUUGCAAUCUACCAACGACUUUCUUACCCAAGGGUGUCCCAAUUGUGAAGAUAUCCUCGAGAUGAGAGGAUCAUCAGACCGUGUGGCAGAAUGCACAAGUCUGUUGUACGACGGAAUGAUUGCGAUGAUUGAACCGACCGAGAGCUGGGUUGCUAGAUGGCAACGUAUAGAUAAACGGAUGCGAGGUAUUUACGCCGUACGCGUGACGGGUCGGGCACCACCAGAUGUUAUUGAAGCUAUCGAGUCUAGAGGAGGUAUUUACAGGCCGAGAGAUGCCGUGGAAGAUUAACUCUUUGAAGAGCGAGGGUAUAAAUGUAGUGGCAUAGGGGCUUUACCAUUAUUCGACCGGCGGCUGUUUGGGUUUACUUGUAUGUAACUUCUUUGCAUAGACAA